UAAAGGUGUUUUGGAGGAGUUUAGUAAAUUUAAGGAUGUAGUAGCCGUUGCACCAAAAGAAAAAAAACAAAUUAAAUGUGGACGUUGGGCAGGAAGUCUGGGUAAAUUGUUACUGAAAUAUCACAUAAGAUCUUACGAGGAAGCGACUAAGACCGUUCUCAUGCCUCUUCUUGAACUUACCGAAAAUGAAUAUGCGCAAUUGUUAAUUGACUUUGCUGAAGAACUGGAUCAAAGUAAUACGAGCCUAGGAUGUUACCGUAUUGUUGUAAAUAAACGCGUGGAUGUGAAAUAG
Paraglomus brasilianum is the source of this 292-nucleotide messenger RNA. NCBI's taxonomy places the organism in Eukaryota, Fungi, Glomeromycota, Glomeromycetes, Paraglomerales, Paraglomeraceae. The record is from the annotation of a GenBank genome assembly.